This is a messenger RNA of Ostertagia ostertagi, 228 nucleotides long. Lineage: Eukaryota; Metazoa; Nematoda; Chromadorea; Rhabditida; Trichostrongylidae. The record is from the annotation of a GenBank genome assembly.
AGUAAACAAGGAACAGUAGCGCAUCAGAGAAGCAAGGCCGCCAGCGACCAGGCAGGCAAAGAACCGAAGAAUCGGGCUGAUAUCCUCAAGGUGCACCUGCGAUCUGUGAACCAUGAUCCAACUGUGCUCUGUGAUGAAUGGGCUGCACGCACUGAUGGAUGGACUGGAGCAGACCUGAAAGCGUUAAUUACGAACGCUCAGUUCGACGCCAUGAGAAAUACCUCCGUU